CUGCCAUUAUAAAUAGUCUACGUCCUUGUCAUUAGUUAGUUUUAACUGUGGUGUAGUCGCAACCAUGGACUCUGUUUCACCGAAGAAAACCAUAAAAAAGAAACGUAAAACCCAGACCACAAAGUCGUACAAAAGAAGGGAGCAAGAAGUGGAGUCCUUGCUCCGGGAAGUGCGUAUUUCUGGGCAGGAAUACGACGCGGAGGCACUCAGCUUGCUUUUUUUCCAUGGGGAGGAUAUUGAAGAGCAGCAAGAGAGGGAGCAUAUGCAGUCGGAAGCCGACACUAAGGGCGCCUUGGAAACCGAUGAAGAUUCGGGCGAGGAAACGACGGUGGAGGCUUCAAAGUCCUCCAACCAUACCUUCAUCCAAAUAGAUCUCCAGCCGUUGGUCUGGAACCAGCUCUAUAAGCAGCGCCACUACUACGACGAGAGCCUGCUAUACCGGCCGAGUAAUGUCCUGCACUUCCAGCUCCACCUGAGCGACGCUCAGUUGACCCUUGCCCAGAUCCGUAUGCUGAAUCGCUUCCAGGAGCAGGCCAAGAGUGAAUUUAAUAAACUGAGCUCUGAGUUGGUAGCCCAGCUCAGCGAUGUGAAUCCUCCAGAGUUCCUACUAGACGGGGAGCUCUAUCGCAGCGUAUGCCACAAGGAGUUCAAGAGCGUAUUCUUUGAGCCCAUGCCCCGGGAGUUUUUCCAGGGUCUGCCCACCCGUCGGUGUCUUAAAUUGAACUUGAAGCGAAUCCGCUUCAGCUUUCAUCCCCUGCUCCUGGAAGAGCAUGAGCUGGCCCAGCAGCUGGAGGAUCUGUAUGACGUCUACAACCAGCAAAGGAAACUAAAGAUUUGCAAGAAGCUGAGGGAGGAACUGGAGAUAGCCCGCCAGGUGGCGGCCAGGUUGCUUCACUCGGCCGGCCAGGAUCAGACGUCGGAGGUGAAGCGUCAAUUGCGGCUCACCAAACAGCUCAGAGAGCGAUACUACGCUGAGUCCGCCACCCAGCGGAAUCUCCUGAAGCAGCUGCUCCGAGAUUGGGCCAAGCUGAAGGCCUUGCGUCGUCAGCAAAGAUUCCAAUGCACUCGCUUCCAACUAAGCCUCCGAGUGACCCACCCUUCUGACCUGGAGGCCUCCUAUUCUGCCUGGAAGGAGAGCUUUGAAACGGAUCUAGCGGAGGUCUACCGGGAGCAUCUCGAGCUCUUUUACUGCCGACGGCGAUUAUGGAGCGAGGAGAACUCCAGCCGUGGGUCGACCUCCCGGACAAAGCCUCCUCGUAAGCCACAAUUCGACCGAAUCAUGGCGAGCUUGAAAAAGGAAUACGAAAAGGCUUUUAAGGAUCCCGAGGAGCCAUUCGUGGAUGUCAUUCGCCUGCACGCGGAUGAGGCGGCUGCCAGGAUCCAGACUCCAAGUAGCCAGCAGACGCCAAGGGCUCGAAACUACUUUCUUAAGAUCUUUCUGGAUGACGAGAUUGUGGGUCAGACCAGGAGCUAUCGGCUGGAGCCGGAUCUGCAGAUUCCCAUCAACGAGUGCAUCGGAGUUCUGCUGGAAAUGACAUUGCCAGGAAGCCUGCACAUUUGGCUCUAUGAGAAGUCCACCCUGACUCCCAACAGUCGCCGCCUGGCCGAAAUGAGUGCUCCUUUGACCCUAAGCCGCAAGGACGAGGGCGUUCAUGAAAAGAUGGCCUUCCAAACCUCAAAAUCAUCCUCUUCCCAAUUAGCUGGUGAUGUUUAUGUGAGCUACGACUACCGUACCACAGAGGGAAAUGGAGGAACUCAGGAUGUCCAUGCUCUGGACGAUGUCCAGCGACUCCCAGAACCCCUGCGUCAAAGUCUGUUGCCCGCGAAACUCCCGCCGAUGCCUGAGGCUUCCAAGGAGCCCGUUAGUCCCAGGCCCCCCAUUGAAAGGUACAGGAAACCCAACAAGCAUCACUCGCCCCUAAUCUUCUGGGACCAGCAGCUCCAGUUCUGUUCCAUCGAUGAGCUCGUGGAGAAUCGGAGAUUCCAUUUGUUGCAUUCCCGUCAUCAGCAAAAGAAUUUCCAUACCAAACAGCUGCGAUUUGUGCCCGCUUUGGAGAACGAGAUCACGGAUUUGGAGCCUCUGCCCGACUCCCGGGGUAUGGGUACGCUUUUGGAGCCCGGCACCUAUUGGAAUCCCAUCGAUCUGCACAAGCACCGCGGCCGCAAGUUCCUCCAGCUUCUGUACGAGGUGAUCGGCAGUCAGAGUGCCCGCCGAGCGAAGGCUCUCCAGACUCCAGUGCCUCUACUGCUGCUGGCCGAAAACUCAGAUCUCUCCUCGGCUACUGGCUGGGCAGCUCUGUGGAGAGCUCUGGUUUCCGUUUUCAAGGGGCAACAACCGGUCACAUUGCCAAGGGAGCCAGCGGCCUGGACUGGACCUCAGAUACAGGAUAAUCUCUUCCAGCGCUUUAGCGUAUCCCUGCAUGUGGUGAGAGCCACGGGCGUGCCAGUUAGAAGUCGGCAUAUUCUAAACAUCAACGAGCGCAGGACCAGUGCGGGUGGGGACAUGUCCACCAGUUUGUUUGUGACCCAAACUCUCAUGUACUCGAACGUGCGUCCGUUUGUGACCCUCAGCUAUGGACAACGGUUGUGCAGGAGCCGCACUGCUGAGGGCAGUAAUCCCACCUGGAAUGAGCAACUGCAGCUGCAGAUCAGCACCCAGUUUGGCGAUCUUCGCGAUGACCUCAAGAUCAGUUUGUUCGAUGAACAGAUAGAGCAGCAAUACAGCGACGAGGCGUCCGAUCUAUACCAGAGAGUCCAAUGCAAUUGGUUGGGGGAGUUCCGGGUGCCCAUCAACAGUCUCCUGGCCACCAGGAAGUUUGAGGGCUGUAUUGAGAUGGCCAUGCCCAAAGUCCUGGUGGGCUACAAACGUCCCUUAAUCGACUCGGUCACCAACAUGUCCACGGAUCAGUACCCCGAGUUCAAGGAAUCGGUACAUUUGUGGUUCUACCUCAGCAUCGAGCCUGGAGGAGCGGAUGUAACGCCACUGCAGUCCAAUGCCCUUGCCUGUGCCGAAAAGCCGGAGCUCCAGAUCUACCUUGAAGAACGGAAACUGGAUCUGAUGCAACUGCUGCCGCAACCGCAGCGUUUUGUGGAGCCCCUGGUGUGCACGGCCCAGGGAAAACGGGUGUGCCUUACCCGGCUCCUGGAGUCAAUACCCUUGCCGCCAGCUGUGGGCGUGGGGGAGAAUCCUGUGGAGGCAGCUUGUCGGUUUGUUUCCCUGCUCAGCCAACUGCGUACCUAUGAUCCGUGUCAAGGAUUCCGUGGGGUUUGGCUGGACAACCAAAGCAUUCUCGACAGCACCUGGUGUUCCGUGAAGGAUCUUGGUGUCCUGCUGUGUAACUAUAUGCUUUCGUUGGGGUUGGAGUGUUGGCUAAUCCUGGGCAUGGCAUGUCCUCACGGCGAGUGUAGCUUCGUGCUUUACCGUCAGCCAGAGACGUCUGAGCUUUUUGUUGUGGCUCCUGCCACAGGAAAACGAUACCAGUUGCAGGAUGUCUAUUGUCCUUUAAGGCGUCUUUUUUGUUUGGUCGGCAAGCAUAACAUUUACUUCAACAUCCAAACGGAGACCCGAGUCAGCAUGACCAAUUUCAAUCUCCAGGAUAACACCUGUUGGUUUCCACUCUUUGUCCGCAGAAUUCGAGCCCCACACGGCGGUGUCCACAAGCUGGAUUACAUGUACAAAAGGAGUCAUGACCUUACCCAGCUUCAAAAGGAUAUAGAACGCAAGAUCACGAAGAAAAUCAGUGCCUGGAGAACCACUAGGAAGACUAUUUGGAAUCGGGCUUUUCAACCUCAAUUGUAUCAGAUCUUGUGCGAAAUGGAACAUAUAGCCACAUAUUCCAGGGGCUGUUAUGAUGAACCCGCCUUUAGUGAGCAACUGGAACGAGAGUACCCCAACUAUAAAUUUUAUGGUUUCACCCUCAACUUUGCGUACACAAAUCUGGCGGCCAUUUCGGAGCGCAUACGGACGACCUGCAUCCACUACAACAACCAUUCGGAUGUCGAGUUCUGCGUGGCGGUGCACCUCCACGCUCACUCCAAUGACGUGAUAUCCGUUUGGCUCUUUCUGCUGGCAAUGGUGCCCCUGGUGGUGUGAGCCGGUGGCUG
Messenger RNA from Drosophila bipectinata, 4104 nucleotides. It is a transcript of the gene Cc2d2a, whose product is annotated as Coiled-coil and C2 domain containing 2A. Gene Ontology annotation, cellular component: ciliary transition zone. Lineage: Eukaryota; Metazoa; Arthropoda; Insecta; Diptera; Drosophilidae. Gene Ontology annotation, biological process: protein localization to ciliary transition zone; non-motile cilium assembly. The record is from RefSeq and is a predicted model, not a curated record.